Molecule: messenger RNA, 1650 nt
Organism: Equus caballus (horse)
Lineage: Eukaryota; Metazoa; Chordata; Mammalia; Perissodactyla; Equidae
Source: RefSeq, a predicted model, not a curated record
AUGUGGAACACGGUGGCUGUCUGUGGUGCCCCUCACAUCCACCUUCACUGUCUCACAAAGGGGCUCCAGGAACCUGGAGGUGAAGGCCUUGGUCUGAGGCUCAUACCCUCAGGUCGCAUAGGAGAGGAGGCCCAAGCAGUGCCAGGAGUCAAGGUGAGCCUCCAAGGUCCCAAUCGGUCACCUGCCCACAUUCCAGCUGGCUGCCUGACACGUUGUCAUGAAUCUAGGUCAAGUGGGUGGCUCUGCAAGUGUGAGGAAGACCAUCAGGACCCAAGAGAGACCCAGGGCCUGGUGGAUGCACAGCUGUCUGGGGCUGAGGAGGAGGAGGCCAUAUCCCCCUCAUCCUCCCCCUCUGUCCCCUUCCUGGGCACCCUGGAGGAGGUGGCUGUGGCUGCAGCCCUGAGUCCUCCCCAGGGCCCUAAGAGUGCCCGGCCCUCCAGCUCUGCCAUGGCAGCCACUCCUUGGAACCAGUCCGGAGGCGAUGGCUACAGCAGCCAAGAUGAGGAAGGGCCAAGCACCUGGGAGGACCCGGGAGACGCCGACUCCUCGCUCCAAGAUACACUAAGUCUGAAAUUCACUGACCUGGUAGGGUUCCUGCUGCUCAAGUAUCGCACAAAGGAGCCCACCACAAAGGCGGAGACGCUGAAUACGGUCCUCAGAGAUUACCAGGACCACUUCCCUGUCAUCUUCAGACAAGCCUCUGAGCGCAUGAACCUCAUCUUUGGCAUUGACGUGAAGGAAGUGGACCCCAGCGACCACGCCUAUGUCCUGGUCACCACCCUGGGCCUCACCUAUGAUGGGAUGCUGAGUGGUGAGCAGAGCAUGCCCAAGACCGGCCUCCUGGUGAUGCUCCUGGGUGUGAUUCUCUUGGAGGGUGACUGUGCCCCCGAGGAGGACGUCUGGGAAGCACUGAGUGUCAUGGGGGUGCGUGCCGGGAGGGAGCACUUCAUCUACAGGGAGCCCAGGGAGCUCCUCACCCAUGUUUGGGUGCAGGAGCAAUACGUGGAGUACCGGCAGGUGCCCAGCAGCAAUCCUGCACGCUACGAGUCCCUGUGGGGUCCCAGGGCCCACGCUGAAACCAGCAAGAUGAAAGUCCUGGAGUAUUUGCUCAGGGUCAGUAGCAGGGAUCCCAAUCCCUUCCUCCACCUGUGUGAAGAGGCUGUGAGUGAUGAGGAAGGGGCACCUGAGCCCGAGGGCGGCCAGGCACGGGGCAGGCCCAUGCCCAGCACCUUCUCCUGCUGGGCAUGAAGUGAGGCCGCUUCUUCACUGUGUGUUUCAUCAGAGAGCAGUGAGUGUCCUAAGUAAUGGAGGGGCGAGGUGGGAGGCCACUGUGGAUAGUGUCUGUGGGUUCCUGUCCUCUCUGAUGGAUCCUGGAGAUGGACCUUGGUUUCUGUUAGGAAUUUUCAAAUGUUGUUCCUUUUAAUAGAAGGUUUAAUUUGCUUCAGCGCCUAAGUUUUGAAUGCCCUUGAUCACAUAUGCAUUUGUACUUAUCCAGGCCAAGAGUAAGAGUUUUGCUAUUUUGUAAAAGUAAUUGGGACACCUUCCACCAUAGCCUGUGAUCUGAACUGGAUGACAUGGCACUGGAACAGCAAUUUCCUUGGAAAUGUGAAAGAACUUAGCAGUCAAAUCGAUGGGGUCAAGAAAUAGAGA